AGGUGGUUGCAGCAGCAGCAGCAGGUCGGAGGAAUGUGAAGGGCCUCACCUCUGCGGAACAAAAAAACAUGGAAAUACGACUUUAUUAUUACAACCCACAGAGGAUUUAAUGUCUGAUUUAACACUUCAGCGAUGAGGAGGAGUGAUCUCUGCACACAGGAGCUGAUCUGUAGUUUCUGACACUUUGGAUUACUUCACAGGUGUUACUGUUUUUUUACCUGAGGCUGCGGAUUAGACUAUAUAUCAUUUACAUUUUUCUGCAGGUAUUUUUUAUUCAUUUGGGAGAGUCUGUCGUCUUUAGGAGUUCAUCAUGCCGGAUCUAAUCAGUGUUACAGAGUUUAUUUCAGAGACUAAUGAAGACUACAAAGCUCCAACCACUUCCAGCUUCACCACUCGGAUGUCCCACUGCAGGAACACAGUGGCAGCUCUGGAGGAGGCUUUGGACUUGGACCGAUCGGUUCUACAUAAGAUCAAGAAGUCGGUGAAGUCCAUCAACACGUCUGGUCUGGCUCACGUGGAGCACGAGGACCAGUACAUCCAGUCCAUGGAGAAGUUCGGGGACAACUGCGUGGGCCGAGACGACGCCGACGUCGGCACCGCCUUCAUCAAGUUCGCCGUCUUCACCAGAGAGCUGGCGGCGCUCUUCAAAAACCUGUUGCAGAACAUGAACAACAUCAUCACUUUCCCCCUGGACAGUCUGCUGAAGGGAGACCUGAAAGGAGUGAAAGGGGAUCUGAAGAAGCCGUUCGACAAAGCCUGGAAGGAUUACGAGACCAAGCUCGCAAAGAUCGAGAAGGAGAAGCGGGAACACGCCAAGCAGCACGGGAUGAUUCGCACCGAGUUCAGCGGAGGAGAGAUCGCCGAGGAGAUGGAGAAGGAGAGACGACUCUUCCAGCUGCAGAUGUGUGAGUAUCUCCUCAAAGUUAACGAGAUCAAACAGAAGAAAGGCAUCGACUUCCUCCAGAACCUCAUCAAGUAUUUCCACGCUCAGUGCAAUUUUUUCCAGGACGGACUGAAAGCCGUCGAGAGUCUGAAACCCUCCGUAGAGAAACUGGCCACGGACCUGACCGCGAUUAAACAGACGCAGGACGGAGAGAGGAAACAGCUGGUUCAGCUCCGAGACGUGCUGAAGACUUCGCUGCAGUCUGAGCAGAAAGACGAUACUCAGGCGAAGCCGAGUGCAGGUUACAGCCUCCAUCAGCUGCAGGGCAACAAGGCUCACGGCACCGAGCGCUCCGGGGUCCUUUACAAGAGAAGUGAAGGACUGAGGAGGGUUUGGCAGAAGAGGAAAUGCUCGGUGAAGAACGGUUUAUUGACUAUCUGCCACGGCACGGCUAACAGACCUCCUGCCAAACUCAACCUGCUCACCUGCCAGGUGAAGAGAAGCCCGGACGAGAAGAAGAGCUUCGAUCUGUUCUCACAUGACAGAACUUAUCAUUUCCAAGCUGAGGAUGAAAACGAGUGUCAGAUCUGGAUGUCGGUGCUGCAGAACAGUAAGGAGGAGGCGUUGAACAUGGCGUUUAAAGGAGACCAGGACGAAGGAGAGAACAACAUCGUGCAGGAGCUGACCAAAGCCAUCGUAGGAGAGGUGAAGAGGAUGAGCGGCAACGACGGCUGCUGUGACUGUGGAGCUGCUGCUCCCACCUGGCUGUCCACUAACCUCGGCGUGCUGAUCUGCAUCGAGUGCUCGGGGAUCCACAGAGAGAUGGGAGUCCACUACUCCAGGAUCCAGAGUCUGGACCUGGACGUCCUGGGAACCUCCGAGCUGCUGUUGGCUAAGAACGUCGGAAAUGCCAGCUUCAAUGAUAUCAUGGAGGCCGAUCUGUCAGCGCAGAGCGUAACCAAACCUAACCCGAGCAGUGACAUGCAGAUGAGGAAGGACUACAUCACGGCGAAGUACACGGAGAGGCGCUUCGCCCAGCGGCGGUGUGCUGACGCUGCGUCCAGGCUGAAGAGUCUGUACGAAGCCGUCACGAGCAGAAACAUCGUGUCUCUCAUCCAGGUCUACGCUGAGGGGGCGGACCUGAUGGAGGCUAUCCCACAACCCAACGAACAUGAACCUGGAGAGACGGCGCUCCACCUGGCGGUCCGUAUGGUCGACAGGAACUCCCUCCACAUCGUCGACUUCCUCGCCCAAAACAGUGGGAAUCUGAACAAUCAGACGGCCAGAGGAAGCACAGCGCUGCACUACUGCUGUCUGACCGACAACAGUGAAUGUCUCAAACUGCUGCUGAGAGGAAAAGCUUCAGUGUCCAUCACGAAUGAAUCCGGAGAGACGCCGCUGGACAUCGCCAAACGUCUCCGCCACACUCAGUGUGAAGAACUGUUGACUCAGGCUCAGACAGGAAAGUUUAACGUCCACGUCCAUGUUGAGUACGAGUGGCGUCUCCAAAAUGAGGAUCUGGAUGAGAGCGAGGACGAGAUGGAGGACAAGCCAAUCCCCAACCGGCGUGAGGAGCGUCCGGUCAGCUGCUUCGUGCCAGGCAGCGGCCCCAUGCAGCCCAACCUGGCAGCGUUGGCCCGGGACGCAGCCAGCAUGGUGAGGGACAAGCAGAGGCCUCAGGUUCCCAGCAUGAUGAUCAACAACGAGACCUACGGCACCGCGAUGGACUUCAACCUGCCGCCGCAGGGACCGACCCCGCCGCUGCCUCCCAGAGUGCCACACAGAGGACAAAGUAAACCUGCUCCCAUAGAAAAUGUAGGAAGACAACGAUCGUCCUCCGACCCUCCGAACCCGCACACCCCCGAGAGAAACGCCUCUAUGUACGUAGCCCCUGCUGCUCCUGCUCCUCCUCCUCCUCCUCCAGCAAACAAGAGGUCCAGCAUGAUGGAGACCAGGUCCGUGUCAGUGAAGAACACCCCCCUCCCUCCUCUGCCUCCUUUUCCAUCAGCAGGACCCCCCUCCAUCCCACCAGUCAUCCCAGUACCUCCCAUCCCACCUUCAACCUCCAUCCCACCACCACCGCCUCACAAAGCUCCGGUCCUGCCCCCGCCGAUCCCCAGCCACCAGCCGAGCAGAAAACCAGCACACAAAUCACCCCCGUCGCCCACAUCGUCCCAAUCACCCACUGGAUUGGAGAAACGUCCUCCAAUAAGACCGCCUGUUAGGACCGGAUCUAUGGACAGAAGGGGUUCUCAGGCCAAAUCCCCGGGUUCGGGUCCUCCGACACCCAAACCCAGAAGCACCUUCCCCAAGCAGAAGUCUCAGAGGGUUAAAGCCAUCUAUAACUGCUCAGCUGAUAAUCCAGAUGAGCUGACGUUCAAGGAGGGAGAGGUGAUCGUGGUGGAGGGAGAGGAGGACAACGAUUGGUGGUUCGGUCACGUCGAAGGAGAUCCGACCAGACGAGGAGUGUUUCCCAUCACCUUCGUUCACUUUAUCACAGAGUGACGUCACACCUGGUCACUUAUCACUUCCUGUUGUCCACCGUCAGGACGCAGACGUCUCCUCUGGAUCAGGACCCCGGCGAAACGAAACACAGACUGCCAACUUCACCUCCUCCGUCUUCACAAACUCAUGUUGUCAUCGUCCAUGUUGUUGCUGUCUGUGAUUUGUUCAAACCUGCAGGACCUUUGGGGGGAAAUACUAGAUGACGCAGAAUAUUUAUGACACUGUGAGACAGAGUGGGGAAACAUUAAAGCUACUGUCGGGGAAAUUUAAAGGAGAGGUUCACAAUUUUUUCCAACUCUUUCUCAAAACAACAGACCGAAAUGAACAUUAAAACCUGUUUUUCUUGCUGUAAUCAUUCCUCCUGUUCAUACUGACUAUUAGAAGAUCGCUUCAUGAUGCGCUUAUAACAAAAUCCACAGUCCUCCUUCUGUGUAAACAUGUAUUUAAAAGUUGAUCUGAAGGUAAUAUGAAGCUUCAGUCGUCCAAAUGAGUCAAAUCAAGUAGAUAUCUAUCAACGUUACAAUCUUUUUAGAGCCAAAUUCCUUCUUUUUGUUAAUAUACUUCCACCACAGCUCAACAGGGAAACAUUUUCAGACAAUUCAGCUAUCAAAUCGGACACAUUGCAGCUUUUUCUUCAGGCCAGAAAUAUUCAAAACUCAUCAUCAACAGAAGAGAUGAAGAGCAGAAAUCUGUGUUGUCUUUUUUUUUUUUUUUUUUUUUUUUUAAUAAAUGGGUUAAUGGUUGAGACUCCAGUCUGGAAACGUGAUUUUUAUGAUAGUUUUUAACAUGAUGGCUGAAGAUGUUUGGCUGUAUAUGUUUAUAUGAGAAAUAAUUUUAACUGGAGGGUAAAAUGUGAACUUUGAUUUUAUUGUAGUCAUGUUGUUGAAAGACAGUGUCAUUAAA
Scomber scombrus (Atlantic mackerel) is the source of this 4291-nucleotide messenger RNA. It is a transcript of the gene asap2b, whose product is annotated as ArfGAP with SH3 domain, ankyrin repeat and PH domain 2b. Gene Ontology annotation, biological process: positive regulation of GTPase activity. The record is from RefSeq and is a predicted model, not a curated record. Gene Ontology annotation, molecular function: GTPase activator activity; protein binding. The transcript is spliced from 28 exons. Lineage: Eukaryota; Metazoa; Chordata; Actinopteri; Scombriformes; Scombridae. Gene Ontology annotation, cellular component: cytoplasm. The coding region runs from base 311 to 3388 and encodes 1025 amino acids.